Hirundo rustica (Barn swallow) is the source of this 4454-nucleotide messenger RNA. RefSeq names its product TELO2 interacting protein 1 (gene TTI1). Bases 1 to 3054 code for a protein of 1017 amino acids. The record is from RefSeq and is a predicted model, not a curated record. Gene Ontology annotation, cellular component: cytoplasm. Gene Ontology annotation, biological process: chromatin remodeling. Lineage: Eukaryota; Metazoa; Chordata; Aves; Passeriformes; Hirundinidae. The transcript is spliced from 7 exons.
AUGGCCGUGUUCGACACCCCGCAGGCGGCGUUCGGGGCGCUGCGUCCCGUCUGCGUGCAGCUGACGCGGGCGCAGACGGUGGAGAACGUGCGGCAGCUGCAGGCGCACCUGGCCGGGGUGAGCGGCGCGGCCCUGCAGGAGCUGCAGGAGUACGUGCUGUUCCCGCUGCGCUUCGCCCUCCGGGUGCCGGGGCCCAAGCAGGAGCGGCUGGUGCAGAGCCUGGUGCAGUGCAUCUCCUCCGUGCUUGCGGCGACGUGCGUGAAGAAGCAGGAGCUGCUGCAGGAGCUCUUCUCUGAGCUCUGUACCUGCCUCGCUCCCCCUCCCAGCUCGGGCAAAGCCGCCCCGCUGUCUGAGGAGCUGAAGCUGGCUGUGAUCCAGGCGCUCCACACCCUGAUGCAUUCGGCUUAUGGGGAUGUUAUCUUGUCUCUGUACCAACCUUCCACCCUUCCGCUCUUAGGAUUUGCUGUGUCUUUGCUUCUGACACUUGCAGAGCAAGAAAAAGCAAAGCAAAUCAAGAUCUCUGCUUUGGAGUGCUUGCAGGUCCUGGUUCUGCAGUGUGACUGCCAGGAGCACCGACACCUGGAUGAAGAUGAGGCACAGCAAUGUGGGGAUUUGUUUGCUUCUUUUCUGCCUGGGAUUUCUAUUGCACUGUCUCGAGUUAUUGCUGCAGACAUCAAACAAGGUCACAAACCCACCGUUUCUGCCAUCAGACUCUUUUAUCUGAUUGUUGGCUUGGUCAUGGCUGACAAACAGCUAGCGAGAAUCCCAAAGAGCAAGGAAAAGCUGCCAGUGGAACACAGCAGAAUAUCAGAGCUAAUGAUCCACAGAGGACCUGACUGGACUAAAAGUACCGCUGAAAAACUCUCUCUUCUCUUGCACAAAGUGGUUGAAUCUUCUUCAGUUCACCCCCACUGGAAGGUGAGACUGGAGCUGGUGGAGCUGGUCCACCAUUUACUGAGGAACUGCAGUCAGUCACUGGUGGACUCAUUCAGUCACCUCUUAAAGGCCUUGGUUGGGCUGGUUAAUGAUGAAAACAGUGAAGUUCAGAGCAGGUGUAACAAAAUUCUGCAAGAGAUUGCAGAGCAGAGGAUUGUGGCACAGAACAGGGCUCUUGUUGAUGUCCUCUCUGAGAACCUCCAUUCCCUUUCCACAGCUCUUCCCCGCCUGAUGAACUCUCAGGAUGACACGGGCAAGGUUUCCACGCUGAGCUUAUUGCUUGGCUACCUGAAACUGCUGGGGCCCAAGAUUAACAUUGUCCUCAACUCGGUGUCCCACCUGCAGCGCCUGUCCAAGGCACUGGUGCAGGUUCUGGAGCUGGAUGUGACGGAUGUGAAGAUAGUGGAGGCCCGGCGCUCUGGGCCACCAGGCCCCUUGCAGCAGAGCGUGCAGAAGGGCAGGCGCCAGAAGAAAUACUUCCGCUUCUUCACGGAGGAGAAGGUUUUGCAGCUCCUUCAGCAAGUGUGUCGUGUUCUUGGCUACUACGGGAACCUCUACUUGCUGGUGGAUCACUUCAUGGGGCUGUACAACGAGUCUGGCCUGUACCGAAAGCAGGCAGCCAUGAUCCUCAACGAGCUGGUCACAGGAGCUGCCGGACUGGGAGUGGAUUUCCUGCAGGCGAGGGAAGUUCCACUGAACGUGGAUGAUCUCAAAGGGUCCAUAACAUCCAUCCUGGAUGAGUACAUGGACCAGGCAAACUGGUAUUUAGUCACUGGCAUUGACACAGAGGAAAGCAGCCCUGAGCAGUCAGUGCAGCAUUCGGGACGCUCUGUCUGUGCGGGAGGGGCGUCCAGCAGCGUUCUCCUUCUGUCCCCAGAGCCCCCAGUCACAACCCGCACCAUGAACAGCAACAUCUGGCAGAUCUGCAUCCAGCUGGAGGGCGUUGGCUGCUUUGCUGCAGUCCUUGGGAAGGAGUUCCGGCUGCUGCUGCUGUCAGCUCUCUACCCUGUGCUGGAAAAGGCUGGUGACAGGACUCUGCUCAUCAGUGAGACAGCACUGGGGACGCUGGCAGACAUAUGUGAGGCCUGUGGUUAUGACUCGGUGCAGUGUUUGAUUAAUGAGAAUUCUGACUAUCUGGUGAAUGGGAUUUCCCUGCAUUUGCGCCAGCUGGCAUAUCAGGCACGUGCGUCCCAGGUCCUGGACACGAUGCUGAGACAUUCGGAUGCCAGCUUGCUGCCACUGAUAGAAGAUGUAAUCCAAGAUGUCCUGUCUGCGCUAGAUCAGUCGUACAAUAGCCAGGCGUCCACCUUCCUCAGGGUCCUCCACUCAGUCAUGACUGCUCUAGUGCAGUGGUUUGGAAUGCCCAGCGCUGAGGAACACCAGACUGACAAGGGGCAGAGUGGGACUCGGUCCCAGGGGCAGCAGGAGGUGACAAUGACAAGUCAAGAAGUGGAACGAUUCUUCCUUGACUAUGUCAGCCAGAAGCAGAUCGCAGAGGGUGAUCUUCCUGACCUGGAGGAGGAGGAGGCAGAUGAGGUUCCCCUUGCUAAGCCAGAGCCCAACUCUGACAUGGAAGGAGAAGCUCCAAUGCCAAGCCAUGCUCAGGUGGCCAGGGAUGUGAUGGAGAGGUGCAUCCACUUGCUGUCUGACGGGAGCCUCCGAGUGCGGCUGAAGGUCCUGGACGUGCUGGAGCUCUGUGUCACCGUGCUGCAUCCUCAUGGAAACCAUCUGCUUCCCAUGGCUCACCGUGUCUGGCCAGCUCUCGUCACCCGGCUGAUUGGCGACGACCCUCUGGCCGUGCUCAGAGCCUUCAAGGUGCUGUGUACCCUGGCUCAGACGUGUGGGGACUUCCUGAGGCAGAGGUUCUCCAAAGAUGUCCUGCCCAAGCUGACCAGUUCCCUCCUCAGCCAGGCCCCAGUGAGUGCCAGAGCUGGGCCUGUGUACAGCCACACACUGGCCUUCAAGCUGCAGCUGGCUGUGCUGCAGGGCCUGGGCUCUCUCUGCGAGAGGCUGGACAUGGGCGAGAGUGACCUGAAUAAAGUGGCAGAUGCUUGCCUGAUUUACCUCAGCGCCAAGCAACCUGUGAAACUGCAAGAAGCUGCCCAGAGGCUGGAUUGAAGCACGUCAGAACAGCCACCUGCUCAAGGCAAAAUUCAAUAAAGUUAUAUUUAAGAAAAAAAAAGAAGAAAAAGGCAACAACAGAAAACAAACUUGGAUUAACUCCAGGAUUCUUUGCUAUGGAAACGGGUUGCUUGGAAACUACCCCAGAGUUAGUUUGAAAAUGUAAAAGUCAAGUUGUUCUCUAAGCUGCAGAGCACUCCAGGCUAUCAGGGAUAAUCACAGCCUCGAGCCAUUAUGGGCACCAGAAGCAGUGAAUUCUCCAGGGUCUGGAUAAUCUCUGAGGGUCGCUCUCCCUGGAGCAACUGAUUGGGAAGAGGUUGGAGAGCAGAGUGUCUGUGCUGUGAGUGUAAGAGCUACAGCUGUGUGCGUGCCUGGGAUCAGCAGCCUGCUGCACAAUAUUCCCCAUUCCCACGUUCACUUCACAGCAAUUCUCUGUCCUUGCCUGCUCCCAUCCCAGCCAUAAGGAACAAGGAUUAUCCCUGCAGCUGCCCACCAGCAGCAGCCCAUUGAAAAUGAGGUGGAACCGCUGGGAGCUGGUGUUUGCUGGCACACAGAGCCGUGUGCUCCCACUGUCACAGCCAGGCUGAGGGCACAGGCAGGGCAUUGUCUGGGGAGCUGGAGCCAGGAUGGCAGCACGGAGAGCUCCACACCCUGCCCCUGCCAGCCCCUCACUUGGGCUGGCAUGAGUGGGCCAGUCCUCCCAGGCAGCAGAGCUGCAGGAGCAAAGGCAGGGGAGUGAGGAGUCCUGUGAGCUCACCUGCACCGAUCCACAGAAAAAGGUCGUGUUGCUGAGGCAGCUGUUGCCAGGCCCAGCUAUCACUGCAGAGCACAUUCCCACUGGUUUCUCUGGAGCUGGCAGAUAGGCACGGCCAGCACCUUUGGGAGGGGACACUGCCAACAGCUUCAGUGGUGGUAUCUCCCCUUCUGCUGUUCAGAGACCUGCACUGAGGGACAGGUGAGGUGUUAAUGGCAGAGGAGCAAAAGCAACAGUUUUGGCUGUGCAUGAGAGAGAAGUCACAUCCAGAGGGUUACUGUGAAGAGGAGAGGGAGCUCUCUCCUACCUUCAUCUCAUUUCUGUGCUCUUUCACGUUCCCCAUGACACUGCACUCCCUUUCAGAGGAGAGCUUCUCAAAGGGAUUUCUUCCCGCUUUACAUUGGAAGCAACCUCACUUUAGGGAUGAAAGCUCUUCCAGGAGAAAUUUGGACAGCAAUCAGAUCUGGAUUUUGUGUGGCUUUUGUAGCAAGUGAUCUUUGCUUUUAGAGAGGGAGUUCAGUCCUGUGCUUCUUGGGUGAGCAGAGACAGACCUACAGGAGUUCUCUUCCCGUUAUCCCACCUGGCAGCUGCUCCCCUCACAGCUCCAUUAUUUCACUGGACACUAGGGACCUGAAGACACAUG